Rubroshorea leprosula is the source of this 1509-nucleotide messenger RNA. Lineage: Eukaryota; Viridiplantae; Streptophyta; Magnoliopsida; Malvales; Dipterocarpaceae. The record is from the annotation of a GenBank genome assembly.
GGAGCCAAACACGACUUCCUUCUCUUCCAAACCUCAGCUACUGACUCUAAACCGUUCCACUCCGCUGCUACCUUCGGCCAGCCGCCGUCAUAUCCGCUAACAAUUCCUAGGUUGCAGCCACAGUCUCCGCCCUCCUGGCGCUUUUUUCCGGCACCGGCAGGAGCUGUGUAAGUCGGGGAUUCUGCAUGUUCGUGCUCCUCGGUGCAUCGCCAGGGCUUGUUUUGACUCGAAUUUGGUUAUUGUUGUUGUCGCCGUGACCUCUUUCUCUGCUGCGUGGUUCGCUUUCUGCAAUCAGCGGUAUAUAUAGGAAGAAUGAGAAUUCCAACGAGGAAGGAUAACAUAGAAGUAGGCCUUAUGCUCCUUUCUCAAGCCAAAGAAAGUGGGGUUGCACCAAACCUUAUUAUGUGUAAAUCAGUAAAUGCAUAAUUGGAAGCUUGCAGCCGAGCAGUGAGAUCUAGGAAAGCUUCUUCUUUGCAGGGAAUUGUUAGGCCGCCCAUGGGAUGAUUGAAGCCGAAUUCUUCUUCAGCCCGGUCAAGCAGGUCUAGAAAUGAAGGGUGGUUCAAAUAUGAAAUGGGAACAACGAAUCUGGUCUUCUGGAAUUCCCCAACAUACACUGCAAUGUGCCCUUUUGGCACAUCUGUCAAGUUUCUUGCAAAACGAGACUGCAGCUUAACGGCUUGCUUGGCAUUGAGGAUCAUGGAUGGCAAACGGAUACCCAUAUCUGAUUCUGAAGGGAAGCUGAAAAAAUGGUGAGUUGAUCUAAAUUGGCUUUGCUUGAGUUGCAGUAGGUGAAUUAAGCUUGGAUAGCUUGAGAGCUGGAUUGAUUGGCAUUUAUAGAGAGGAGUUUCAUAUUUUUGUUGACAGAAUCAAGUGGGUUUGCUGUCAUUGGAUUUGACAAUCUGGCCUUCUGAGGAGACCCCAUCUCCACAAUGAUUCACAUGGCUUUGCCAACUAUUUUAACAACUCAUCUCUCUCUCUCUCUCUCACCAACCAAUUUGCAUUCUCAGAGGCCCAUUUACUUUCUUGCAGUUACUGUCAAACAGAAACACUUAUUGUUUAUUAUUGUUCAUGUCUGAUUAGGGCAAGGCAAAAUAUCCAUGUGAUCGGUUUUGAGGUGAAACCAAGACUAAUACUCAUGUUUGCCCUUGUUUCCACUCCCCAAAUAUGGACCAGCACGCAGUGAAGAAGUGAUGAAAUCAAUGAAAGUGGAUGGUUCAGACAUGAUAUCUGGACCACAAACCGCUUCUAUUUCUGAUAUCCGACAUACAUAGUGACAUGUCCUUUUGGGAACAUCUGCUGAUUUUUGUCUUGAAAUAUGAGUCUGUCUUUGCUGCAUUUGCCUGGCACCGGAUAUCAUGGAUGGUAGAUGAAACCCCACCAUAUAAUGAUCACUCAACUUCCGAUGAAGAAAACCAGAAGAGAUAUCAAGAUAGAUAUGGGUUUUGAUUGAGAAUGGACUGAAUGGUGUUUGUGUUUGUAUCACAGGAUGAAGGUUGGUGCCAGUGGCAG